Molecule: messenger RNA, 3409 nt
Organism: Chenopodium quinoa (quinoa)
Lineage: Eukaryota; Viridiplantae; Streptophyta; Magnoliopsida; Caryophyllales; Amaranthaceae
Exons: 2
Coding region: 820-1752 (310 amino acids)
Source: RefSeq, a predicted model, not a curated record
AUAGUAAUCGUGAAAAUGUAGUAUUCGGGUGUAGUAGGUCGAGUGUCGGUUGCCGAUAAUUAUUUUGGUGGUAAUAAGUAAUUGCAAUGAAGUAUUGUAAAAAUUAUAGCGUAGUCGUCGACUACAGACGAUUACGGAUGACUAAUUUUUCUUAAAUAAACCUGGUCCACAAUAAUAUUAUUGUGGACCAAAUUUAUCACGUGACUUUAGUCACUCUCAGCUGAGCUAUUUACUCUCCUCUCCUCUCCUAUCUUUUCUUACAUAUUAAUUGCUCCAAAUUACCAAAUUAAUUGUUUCCUUUAUUUUCUCAAUUAAUCUGACACUUUCUCUCUCUUCCCUUCUUCCAUUUUCUCUCUCCUCAGCUCGAGUUCUUCAAUGGUGCUACAUUUCAACGAAAACGCGGCCUCCGUUCUUCUGCUACAAAAGUCGACGAACCACAACCUUCAGGCUUGAAGAAGAAUACUAGAGCUAAAAAGAAAAAGAAUGUUGCUGAACAAGAUGUUUCCAGAGAGCUUCAUGAGCAUCAGAUUCCUGCAACUGGUUCACCUUCGUCUCGGCAAAAGAGAACUUGUGAAGAUGAACCUGAACCUUGUGUUGAACUACUGCUCCUGUUCGUGUUAAGAGGCAAAGGAUAAGAACGAAUCAAUCAACAGUUGAAGCUGGUGGUGAUGUACCUACGUAAGUAACUUUUUUUACUUUGGAGUGUUCUCAAAAAAUUAGAUUCAACAUGCAUGUUUGUGUGACUGUGCAUUAUUAUUUCUAUUUUGCAGAUUGCGACCAUUUAAAACUAAAUGUAGGCCUUUGCAAUUGGUUGACUUGAUGUCUAACUUUACUGAUGAUAAAAAAAUUUCUGUGAAUGAAAUCGGCUUUGGAGGGUUGUUAUCAUUGAAGUUGAAAAGGAAUCCUACUAGUAUGUAUAAGUGGCUAAUUGAUUGUUUUGACUGUGGUAGCUGCAUGUUUUCAAUAGACAAUAGUAAGGAGUUUGUGGUCACUGAAUAUGAUGUGUAUGAUGUAUUUUGCCUUCCUUUGAACCCUAAUAAUGUUGAGGAGAUACCUCGAUCUACUAAUAAAAGUAAUCCUGACUUUGUUUUCAAACAUAAUUGGAGGUUGAAUUUUGGGUUGGCAGAUGAAAAUGACCAAAUUUCACUUAAUUUGUUAGAGGAUAGGAUACCUACUUUAGAUCAAGGUGGAGAUGAGUUUAAGCAACUCUUUGUUAUGCAUGCAGCAUCCUCUUUUUUGGCUCCUACUUCUAACCGAACUGCUGAUCUUAGGAUUGCUAAGGCACUUGAUGAUGUUGGACAAAUUAAAAAUUUGAAUUGGUGUAAAUAUGUUCUUGAAAAACUGUGUGAAGGUGUUAAAAGUUACCAAAAAGGAGAAAUUCAAAACUGUUGUGGUUGUAUUUUGAUGUUGGAGAUUAUUUACUUUCAUAGGUUGAAAUUUAGGAAUGUUGAAUUAAGUACUUCUUUACCCUUAAUUCAACAUUGGAAUGAUCAGUUGAUUAGGGACAGAAUUAAGAAGGAAAAAUUGUUGAAAAGUUUUGGGUCAGGGAUUUUGCUAUGUGAUGUGUAUCCUAUUAGUCGUAAGCUGAAUUUUCAGGAUGCUCCUGUGGGUACUACAGAGGGAAGUGUGGGAAAUGUUGAAAAUGUUAGGGAGGGUAAUGAUGUACCUGGUACAAUACAGUUUAAUCUCCCACCGGGUUCGAUGUCAGAUCAGGAGAUCCAUUCAUCUGCUAUUGAUGUAAGGAAUAGCUGACUUUUAUUCUUUUUUUUUUUUAAUUAUUGGAUUUGAUUUCAAUAUUUAUACAUGAUUUUUUUAAUCUCUUUGCAGCCUGUUCAUGAACAAUUUUUGUUCAUAAAAAGAGAUAUGAAUGUGAUAUCUUGUUUUUAUAAUGACAAGAUAAAACAGAUUCUUCUUUCACGCCGCAAUGAGAUCCACAAUGCUCCUGGUAUUAAUGUGUCUCAGGAUGAUCUGUUUUUUUUUUUUUUGGAUCCUCAAGUUCAAUCUGUGAUUGAUGAUAUCUAUGAACUUGCUAUUUGGGUGACAAAAAAUGCCCGAGGUGUUGGACCAAGUUUCUGCAUUUGACAACAACAAGACAAAUGAAGGGAGGGAGGAAAUUAGGGGAACUUUACCUGUGAUUGGCUUUGAAAAUAUUAUUACAAAUGGAGGGUCCCGGUGUUCGAUUUCUUUUAAUUGGAAAUAUGAUGAAAGGCUUAUUGUUAUUUCACACUUUUUGAAGUCAAAUAACAAGGAAAUGAAGUUAUUGGAUCCAUUAGUCCUAGAGAUUGUUGACUAUUGCAUUAUCAAUGAUUCUUGUUUGCCUCCUAAGUAAGUAAGCUUUUGUUUGAUUACAUUGAUUUUUUUUAUUUUUUUUUUAUUUAUGAAACACUUUUUUAAUUCUUAUUUUAUAUUCUUUGACACAGUGAACUAUUGGUAUGCUUUCAUGAAAAUCAUUUUAUUCAAAGGCAAGAGUUCUACACAUUAGGAGAGCCUUCUGAAAUCAUGAGCAGUAGUAUUUUGGAUUGUUGGGCGUUGCUUCUCAAUGAAAAUCAGAAAUUUCUUAAGGAUGGACCUCGAAAAUUGUACUUUGGUUCUUCAAUUAGUGUGAGUUGUUUAAUUAUUUCAAUGUUUAUACAUGUUUUUACUUUUCACUUAUUUUUUUAUUUGUUUAAAUGUUAUGAAGGUUUCAAUAGUAGAAGUUGCCGGCAGUAAUGACAAUUCACAACUAGUGGACAAUGUAUAUCAAGAAUUGGAGGAGUGGAUGAAAAUAGCUUGUAAUAAUUUUGAUUUAUCAGAAGUGGAGCUGGUAAUACUUUCUUUUUUUGAUGCUAUGAUAAUAUAGUUCCUUUUUUUUAUGUUGUAGUUACCUUUAUUUAAAUGAGAGUGCCUAUUGAAAAUACUCUUAGAAAGUCUACAUUAUAAAUUGUUUUGGUUUCUACUGGUACUUUUUAUACAAUUGUUUUGGUAGUUGUAUUUUUUUUAUGUUGUAGGUACCUUUAUCACAAUUACAAAUGAUAUGUGUUUUUUUUAUUGCUAAUUAUGAUAUCUUUGUUGUAGAUAUUUUUACCUUGUCUUUGUGGCAAUCAUUAUUGCUUAUUUGUGGUGAAUUUGACUAAAGGAAAAAUUCAGUUUAUUGAUAAUCUGAAUUAUGAUGAGGAUGGUCGUAACUUCUUGAAAAAGUUAUCUAGUCUCUUGGUAUUACUUUCUCACUCUUCCAUAUUUUCACUAUUUUCUUGUCUAAAGGUUCUGAUAGUGAGUUUUAGUAAUUAGGAUUUGGACAAAUUUUAAACUAGUUUACAUGUUAUAAUGACUCUUAAUAGAUCAUUUAAUGUGACUGUGAUCUGAUUAUAUGAUUUUUUUGGUAGUGUGAUAUGAUCAGUACCUUCUUUGAUCAUAGACUUACUCAAUCUGG